GGUCCUCGGCGGCCUGGGUGGCUUCUGCCCGUGCUGCUGUCGUAGACGCGGACGGCUGUUAGUGUGGCGGCUGUUGGUUCGCGGCGGCGGCGGCGGCGGGGGAAGAGGGCGAGGCGACGGCGAGAGGAGGCGGCGGGCGCGGCGGCGACGGCGGUGCCCGGGGCCCGCGGCGGCGGCGGCGGCAGCGGCGAGGGGGGCGAAGAUGGCGGACGUGCUCAGCGUCCUGCGACAGUACAACAUCCAGAAGAAGGAGAUCGUGGUCAAGGGGGAUGAAGUGAUCUUCGGGGAGUUCUCCUGGCCCAAGAACGUGAAGACCAACUAUGUAGUUUGGGGGACUGGAAAGGAAGGCCAACCCAGAGAGUACUACACAUUGGAUUCUAUCUUAUUUCUCCUUAAUAAUGUGCACCUUUCGCAUCCUGUUUACGUCCGGCGUGCAGCUACUGAAAAUAUUCCUGUGGUUAGAAGACCUGACCGAAAAGAUCUACUUGGAUAUCUCAAUGGGGAAGCUUCAACAUCAGCAAGCAUAGACAGGAGUGCCCCCUUGGAAAUAGGUCUUCAGCGGUCUACUCAAGUCAAAAGAGCUGCAGAUGAAGUUUUAGCAGAAGCAAAGAAACCACGAAUUGAGGAUGAAGAGUGUGUGCGCCUUGAUAAAGAGAGAUUGGCAGCUCGUUUGGAAGGCCAUAAAGAAGGGAUCGUGCAAACUGAACAGAUUAGGUCUUUGUCUGAAGCCAUGUCAGUGGAAAAAAUUGCUGCAAUCAAAGCCAAAAUUAUGGCUAAGAAAAGAUCUACUAUCAAGACCGAUCUAGAUGAUGAUAUAACUGCCCUUAAGCAGAGAAGUUUUGUGGAUGCUGAGGUAGAUGUGACCAGAGAUAUUGUCAGCAGAGAGAGAGUGUGGCGGACAAGAACAACUAUUUUACAGAGCACAGGAAAGAAUUUUUCAAAGAAUAUUUUUGCAAUUCUUCAAUCUGUAAAAGCUAGAGAAGAAGGGCGUGCCCCUGAACAACGGCCCGCUCCAAAUGCUGCCCCCGUGGAUCCUACAUUGCGUACAAAACAACCUAUUCCAGCUGCUUACAACAGAUAUGAUCAAGAAAGAUUCAAGGGCAAAGAAGAAACGGAAGGCUUUAAGAUUGAUACUAUGGGCACUUACCAUGGCAUGACACUGAAAUCUGUAACGGAAGGUGCAUCUGCCCGUAAGACUCAAACUCCUGCAGCCCAGCCUGUACCUAGACCAGUGUCUCAAGCAAGACCCCCCCCAAAUCAGAAGAAAGGGUCACGAACACCCAUUAUUAUUAUUCCUGCAGCUACCACUUCUUUAAUAACUAUGCUUAAUGCAAAAGACCUUUUACAGGAUCUGAAAUUUGUCCCAUCAGAUGAGAAGAAGAAACAAGGUUGUCAACGAGAAAAUGAAACACUAAUACAGAGAAGAAAAGACCAGAUGCAACCAGGGGGCACAGCAAUUAGUGUCACAGUACCUUACAGAGUAGUAGACCAGCCCCUGAAACUUAUGCCUCAAGACUGGGAUCGAGUUGUGGCUGUUUUUGUACAAGGUCCUGCUUGGCAGUUCAAAGGUUGGCCAUGGCUUCUCCCUGAUGGAUCACCAGUUGACAUAUUUGCAAAAAUUAAAGCCUUCCAUCUCAAGUAUGAUGAAGUUCGUCUAGAUCCAAAUGUUCAAAAAUGGGAUGUAACAGUAUUAGAACUCAGCUAUCAUAAACGUCAUUUGGAUAGACCAGUUUUCUUACGUUUCUGGGAAACAUUGGAUAGAUACAUGGUUAAGCAUAAAUCUCACUUGAGAUUCUGAAUCAUUUAAUUCCUCCUUUUCUGAAAAUCUGGAUUAAGAAGCAUGGAUAUAGCUUGAUCUACAGACUGAAACCAAGCUUUAUGAAUUCAUCACGAACUUAUAAAUGAAGAAGGACACAGAGUAGUCUUUUAUAAGACCAUGUUUGAUGCUGUGUGCCUCCCAUCCAUACAAGCAAACUUUUUUGGCUUACAACUAUUUUUUUAAUAUUAGCCUUGUAGUCUGUAAUGGAAAUUGUAUAUUUUGAUAGAAGUUUUUUCUCUAUUGGUUAAAUUAGCAUUACUUAAAAUUUGUUUCUUUAGAAAUAAAUACAGGUUAUAAGUGUGUGUAUGUUUAGGAAUUAUUAGGCUCUUCCAGCCAUCUUGCUUCUGAUUUUUCAUUGCUCUAUGGUUCCUUUUACUGGAAAAUACUGUCAUGAUGGUAUUAAAUUUUAUUAGACUAUAGAACUUCAAAACCCUAUUGAAGGGAAGUGACUAUUAAAUCAGUUGAAAGUCAGCCUGUGUGUAUACUGUCUAUACUAACUCAUGUUUAAAAAGGAAUAAUGAAAAAUCAAGAACAAGUCUUGACUUUCAGUUGAAUUGUUCAGUCUUUCCAAGAUUUCUUUUGUAAAUGAAUACAUUUAAUGAAUGUACAUUCUCUGUUGACUUUGAUGAUUUUAAACUUAAAGUGAUAUAUUUCUAUCUGGGGUGUGUUUCCACUUGAAAAGAAAUCUUAAAAAAAAGAUUAAAGUGAAAUAGACUGUAGUGAUUUUUACUUGGGAAGCUAAAGUAUGAUUUGGGGGAAUGAGUAUGUGUCAGCGUAGUUACAGUGUAACUUGAACCUCUUCUGACUAUGAUUCUUAUUUUAUAUAUGCGAUAAGAUUUUGAGUCUUCUAUUUGUACACAUGUCAACUUGGGACUUCUUAUCUUCCAUUAUCCCUAAAUAUUGAUAAAUUCCUGGGCACCAAAGAACACAUUUGCUUACGUGUCUGAACAGAAACAAGAUAAAAACACUGGUAUUUUUAUGUGUGUGUGUUCAAUGUGGUAUAAAAUAUAAAACCUAUAUUUUAACUUAGUAAAAUAUUUUACUAUUCCUCUACUUUAGACAGAGUGUUGCACCCAAGCUGCAGUGAGUGACCAUGUUCCUUGAGUCCUGGUUUUGUCUUUUACUACUUAAGAACUGUUCAUUCCUUGAAAAUGAUUUUUGUCAUCAGAGCAGUUUUUGACUAUCCACCUUGUAUCUUAUUCUCCUCAGUGACUAUCUCUUAGGUUAUCACAUUGUGGGAGCACAGUAAAACAUUUAGCUCUCCCUUUUAUCCAGGUGAAUUUAUUUACUUAGUGAAUUUAUUUACUUAACAAAUAAGUAAAUUUAUUUACUUAGCCUCUUAGAAUUUAAUGCUUUUGUAAAGAUGAGAAACAAUUAUUAUUUAUUUUCUUAACUUCCAACAAAAGUCCAUUAUCAAUAAAAAUGAGAAGGUAUUUACUCAGAUGGAAUCCAGGGGCCUCUCCAGAAGAAAAGCAGCUAAUGUUUUCAACGACUUCGGUACUUUUGUGGUUUUAGUAGGUUCUGUCCACAGUUUCCCGUUCUUGACAUUCUUUUCUUGAUGAUAAAAGAAAACUCACUUUGUUCACAGAAUUUCUCAGCAUACAAAUUAUUCUCAAAUUAUGUAUUGAAUAAACUUCCUCCAUAGUGAAAUAGUCAUCGACUCAAACCUGUAAUACUUUAAUGUAAGAUUACUUGUUAGGACCACUUACCAAGGACAUGAACUGCCUACCAUCUUUCCAUAAGAUGUUUGGUAUUUGUUCUUAAUAACUGAAGUUUGAUUGAUUGCAGGAUAUGGUUAAAAUCUGUAUCUGCUUUGUACAUGGUUUAUUUUCUAUUUUAAAUUUGCUUCGCAUAUAGUCACCUGCUUCUGGAUAUAGUCUUUGGCAUCAAUGGAGCCAGCACUGUGCUUUCCAUGUAUCUUGGAAUCAGAUCCUUUGUGUGCACUAGGAUUUCUUGUUCUAUUUUUAAGAUUUAAAAAAUUUUCAAUGUAUCAAGGUAGUGAGUUUCAUGGCAGCAUUUUGAAGGAUCCAUGGCAUCUUUCAUUGUCCUUUUCCUUGCCCUAGCUCUCUUGCUUCCAUUUUCUUUUUCUUUGCUAUCACAUGUAUCAAUUUCUUUCUCUUUUUCUACCUCACCACCUCUUAGUAGCUCGUCUUCUUUCUGUAUCGUAGUCUUUGCUUCAUUAUCUAUACAUAGACAUGGAUAUAAAUUAAAAAUUAUUCUCAAUUUUGUGGCCCCUUAAGUAGGUUUAUGAAAUUUAUAAUGGAUAAUUAUAAAAAUAACAGGAAAAGGAAAUGGAAAAAGCAUCCACUGUGCUCUCCCAGUCAUUCAUUAGUCUCUUGUGACUCAGUUCUACAGCAGCACCUAACACAGUACUUUGCGCAUUUAGGCAUUCAGUUGUUAAUUAUAUGUGUAAAUGGAUGGUAUAUUUUCAGCAUAAGUCCAUUAACACAGUUCUGACUUUAUUUGAUCUUAAAAUUUGAGAAUACAGUAUUAUAGGGCAUGUGAAUAGAUAAUUUAAUGAAAAUGAAGUACACAUUACUAAGUUCCGCUUCCUUUAAGUUAUUAACAGAGGUACUCCUGCCAGCUUUACUUAAAGGAAGGUUCUCUAUUAUUUAUAAUCUCCUAAGUAGCAGUAAGAAAAAUUAUGUAGUUUUAAAACAGAAGAGACGUUUAAACUUUUGGAGAUAUUUAAAAAUAUUAAUAAUUUUCAAAAGUUUUUCAGGAAAAAUUUUUUGAGAAAGGGGAAAGAUUCACCUAUUUAUAUUGUUACUGGAAGUAGUGCCAGCAUUAAAGGUCUUGUUUUCUCCUUUUUUCAUCUCUGUAUGUUUUAUGUGUGUGUGGAUUUAUUUUUUGAGGCCACUCUUUGCACUAGACCAUCUCUUCCAUUGGAGAUAUCGGCCUGUAUCCCCAAAUGACAAAUUCAAGUCUUAUUUAUUUAAGGAGUAUUUUGCUGUUUAAUAUUUAAACAACAUUUAAUAUAUUUCAUUAUUAAUUAGUAUUAUAGCUUACAGUUUGUUUCCUGUUUGCUUAUUGCUUUACUAAGUAUUUUUUUAGCAGAGGCAGAAUGGCAGCUUAUACAGGAAUAAGUAAUUCAUGGUGACAAAAACCUCAAGGCUUUUAUGUUCAAGGAACUAUUAUUUUCUUUGCUGUGCAGAGUAGAAUACAGCUUAAUUAUGAAAAGAAAGGCACAGUCUGAGUUAGUUUACACAUAAAGUUUUCACCUAAAGAAGAUUCAUUAUCUAAUAAACACUGAAGAGACUUUUACCUAAGUAAAAAUUUCUGUUACUCUUAACACAAAGUGAUGACAGUGUUCUGUUUUGGAAUGUGGGCAGGGAUUAUAUAUUACACUGAUGAGCUAUGCAAGAUUGUUUUGAUAUUUUACAUUAUCUUACAAUAUUAUAACAUAGUAGUUAGUGAAGCUGGUUAAAAUCAGUUAUUUCAAAGGUGGCUUUAAAUUAUGUUGGGUUUUGGGUUUUUUUAUUGUUAUUUGUUGGCUUGAGAAUAAACCCAGCACCAUCUGCAUUCUAGGCAAGCACUUCGACCACUAACUUACACUCUGAACCAUGAAUUGUGAAAUUAAAUACAGAAUCAUAUCUAGAGAAGUUUAUUUUUGUUUUUAUUCCCCUACCCCAGGGAAAGUUCUUGAAGUAUGAGUGUGAGUGCUCAUACAUGUAUGCACAAACAAGUCAAAAGAACUGCCAUUCUGUCGCUCAAGUUCAUGUAGAAUGUUGAGAAAAUUGAGAAGUAGAUAAAAUCUGUAGAAAUUUAUUUUUAAGUGAAAAGCUGGUGGUGUUUUUCAAAUAAAUGAAAUUUAAAUUAUAUUCACUUUGAAAUUACUGAACUGACUGUUCAUUAUCCACUUGUGUUUAAUUUUCACAUGGUGAUUCUCUUUAAUUUUAUAGUAAAAUGGAGAACUGACUAACUUUGACUUAGAGAAUUUGAUUAGGGAUUCAAAUUAGGUCCUAAAUUUUCUGGUAUAUUCAUGGCCAUGUUUAGAACUGUGUUGGCCCUAACAUAGUUUCUACACUGACAUGUUGGCAGACAGUUAAAGAAAAUUUGCGAAUGUACAAUAGUUGUAUAAAUAAUUCUUUUUAAUAAGUUCACAAUAGGUUAAUCAUGCUUUCAGGUCAUUGAUGUAUUUGGGAUUUUGUAUUCUUAAGAGGAUCUUGAAAGUUAUAAAUGACCAUAUACUGAAAUGCAGGAAGCAUUUUUUACAUGAAUAAAGUUUAUGGACUACAACUAGUUUUGUGCCAAAAUUUAAAAAGAUGGGAUUAUAAUAUGUCAAACGUUCUUUCCAAGUAUUUUGUAUGCUGUUAAGUUUUGUUUCUAUUUUAAAUGUAAGUAAAGCUACUUAACCUCCAACUUGGGUUAGACUUCUGAAUAGGUAACUACUUUCCAUAGUAGUAUCCACUGUAACUGCUUGCUUAAUCAUUAACUAGUGAUGUUUAUGAAGCAGAGCAGUUCCUGAAUAGAGCUUGCUUUGAAGCCUCUGUUAUCUGAUGAAAUGUUCCCAUACUCAUUUCAUUUUGGGAGCUUUUUAAAUUGUGAGCUUUAUUUUACAACUGUUUUCAGUUAAAAAUCUUGGGAAUAUAUCUACCGUCCCUUAAUUCCCCCCAAAAGACUUGAGACAAAACAGCAAAGUAAAUGUGUGUGUGUGUGUGUGUGUGUGUGUACAUGUACGUACCCAAUGUAUACCUGUAUACCUACUAAGAAGACGGAAGUAUUGUGAGUUUGGGAUGUUGUCUUUAUGUAAAGUGAUUCAAUGGGAUUUGUUAGGCAUAGUAUUUCUGUUCAGGAAAUAAAGAUGUUUACUUUUUGGAACCAAUGAGUUAAGUCCUGUUAGUUUCUUUUUUUCAGUUAAUAAGUUAAAUCUUUUCUAGAAUUCUUCACAAAGGCAGCUGAGGUUUUAUGGCCUGCUGAACUUAAAAUUGAAGUAUGUCAAAUUUCUUGUUAUUGUAAUAGUAUUAAAACUAUGUCCCAGUAUUUUACAUAUAAAUAUCCUGAUUUUAACAUAAAUUUCAAAACCACAUUCCCAUAUAAUUAAAUAAUUAAUGUCAUAUUGACAAUGCCAGAAAUAUGUGAAUCUGAUGUAAUGAAGGACUUAGUGGGCCAUAUUUAAAUUCAAUUUUUGUUUUUGUUGUGUGUGCUCAAUAAAUAUGAACUUCUGUUUCCUUCAGUCAUCUGUUCAUAGAUCCAUAUCUUUGUAACUAAAACAGAAAGUGAAUGUGCUGUUGUGUUUUUUUUUAAGACUCAGGUAUGCAUAUUACAAAUAUAUACCAUAUUGCUAAGUAAGCUUUUUUCUUUAACAUUUCCAAAAUAGUUCUUUUUUUUACUUAAGUGUAUAAUGAUCAGCCUCUAGGGUGAAUUGAAAAGCUGAACAGCAUUUUUUUUAAAUGACCAUAGAAAACUUAAUCAAGUAGCUCUGAAAUCUGUCUAAUGGUUACCUGAAGAACCUUUGUCCCAGAAUUGAUAAUUUGUAUUUCAUCUUUAUUUGAAGAAUACUGAACUCAUGUACAUAGAGCUGAGGUCACACACUGAAGAUGAAAACAUCUGAGAGAUUAUGUUUCUACGUUUUGAUAUUUUAUUGGACUCUACUUCCUUUGCCAAUGAAUUCCUAGCAGAGAAUGCAGUAGGUCAUUCACUGUGCUAAAACAUGGUUAUGUGUUCUUAGUGAACUGCCUGAUGAUGUCUUUUUUUUUUAUAAGUUGUUGGAUAAUAUACAUGUUCUUGAAAUGGAGCAGUUUUAUCAGGACUGAUCACUGCAAGAUAAUAAAAGUGAGUCUUAUGGCUCAUUAAGUUAUUUUUAGCAUCAUAUUUCUGGUAGUUUUAACUGUAAAACUGUUUGAAAUGUUUCAUGUUUAAGUAAUGUAUUUUUAUUUUGUAAUGAAUAACCCAUUACAGAAACAAGUGUAGAAUCACAAAUAAAAAUAAAUUGAGCUUUAAAAUAGUUUAAGGAUGAAAGAAGUUGAUGUUAGGCUUUGAGGAGAAGUUAUUUGAGAAUUUUUAUUUAAAAGAGAAAUACAGUAGAAUGAAUUUGGGAGCUAGGUAGACCUCUGAUGUGGUUUUUCUCCAGCAACAUUUAGCUGCUAAUUGCAAAUGUGUAGAGAAUCAAAAUUAGAUUGAUGCUUUCAUUUAUGUAUUAGUGAUUGAUUGACUUAGGUGUUUUUGGUGGAAUUAGAAGCAGGCCAGGAAGUUAGAUUAAUUUUCAAGGAUGAUGUGAGUUAGAUUCGUUUGCUAGGAUGAUGUGAGUUGACAACAGGCAGCAUUCAACUUGUACAAAGAAUAAAUCAUGGAGAAGAGCCAGUGGAAGUAAAAAGAUGGCACUUCUGUACACUCAAAGCUUCUAUAACAUUGUUCUUGAGAGAAGAGAAGGGGACAUUGAGUGGGAUGUAGAAAAUGAAGAUUUUCAUAAAGUGCCAGUACCAAAGUCAUUUUUUAUGCAUCUCUUACAAACACUAACUUGAAGAGUUGAGAGCUGACUGCUGAGUGCUAGAACAAGGCAUCCCUGAAUAUACUAAUGGGAGGGAAAGAUUUCAUCUUCUGGAGAACUUUUCUUUGACUUUUCUGAGUUCCUUGUUUACCCACUUUGUUCUAGACUUGGAAUAAAUACUUACGAUGACACCAACCUUUUCUGACAGCGUUUCUUAAACGCUAUUCUGAUUCUUACUUAAAUCGUCCUAUGUCUCUUUCAUUGUUAGUAUGAAGUGGUUGGUAUGCCUUAUGCUUUUGGUGGCCAGGUUUUUUUUCCAUCUAAUCCUUCCUCACUUUCCUACCAAUACCUUAAUUGUCCAGCUGCUACCCAGCAUUAUUCCAUUUUUUUCCCCAGAAGUGACCUUACCUUUUCUUGAUAAAGGAAACGAGCCAUGGACUUUGAGAUACUGUAUUACUUAAUUCUUGAAUACACAUGCAAGCAUCUUUUCUUCCUGUUGGUCUAAUGUCCAACUCAUUAGGGACUUGUAUUUCUCUACAACUUAUGUAGUUUUGCGGGAUUUACCAUAUUUUGUCUCUUGCAUAUUCAUUUUGUCACCCUGUAGUUAAACUUUUUGCACACAUUUGUCGGUAUCUUUUUGUUGGUAUGGUUUUCUUAAACACCAGUGGUGUUCUGGGAAAAGGCUUGAUUACUUUCACCCACUUCCCUUUCUGCCAGUGAUCUUUCUUAAUCACUAGACAAGUUGCAGUGGCACUAAGGAUACGUUUACAGUCUGUUUGGUCUGUAUGGAGUUGGGGCUCUAAACAUUGAGUCUUUCAAAAGUCAUGGACUUAGAUGACACAUUGUGCUGACAAGGUGUACAGAACUUUCCAGUGUACUUUCUGGGUCUCAUGGGGAGCUCAGUUUCAUUAUGCUUGAAGAAAGCAAGUCUUUAAAUAGGGGCAAAACUGGAGAUUUUGUUACGUUUUAAUUGACAACCUGCUGGUUAACAGUCUUAUCAGCCCACAAAAUAGAGGUAAUUUGCUUCUUGUCCAUGAUUAUUACUGUUUAGAAUAUUUCAUGGUAUGAUUUGUGCCAAAGUUGUAACCAGUAGACAAAGGAAAGUAGAGACCAAAAAGGAGAAACAAAAAGGCCCUGUUGGUUGAGAUGGAGGACAGUUUGAAAUUUCAAAUGUUAUCUCAGAAAAUUUAUAAGCUAGGCUUUCUAUAGAUCAAAACAAAACCACCAAAGACCUCUGGUAGCCAAGGUUGGUACCAGAUUAAUAACUUACUAAGAAGGCAAAACUUGAAAGACACAUAAGGUCAAAACCUCUAGGAGACAAAUACAGAAUACUGAGUGAGGCUAAGAAGAACCAACCAGUAAAUGCAAGAAGAUGUAUUGGGCACAACAUGUAAUUAUUAGAGGAAAUUUCCAGUAAAAAAUUUCCAAAAGUUUCCAGGAAACAUUGAAGGAAAAGAUGGGUCUAGGCAAUUGCUUCAUUUGAAUGUUUAUUGUUUAGUUUAUUGUGCCAGUGACAAAUACUGUGCUAAUGAACAAAAACUAGUCACACUCCCCCUGGGAGGGGGAGAUAGAUACUAAACAACUGUUUUCUGUAGUCACAAAUGAUGCAUUAAAAAAUGAAGCAGAGGAAUAUUUUGGAAUAAAGUGGUAGCAGAGAUAACCAUUUUACAACACUAAGGAUCACACUCAGCGCCUUGUACCAUUUUAUAUGGAUUGCUAGAGGCAAAUAAAUUGACAUUUGUUGAAUAGGUAAAGAAGUUACCCUUGUGACUAUGAGAAGUACUCCAGAUAGUGUUCCAAGGCCAUCAGCUAGGAUCAUAUUUGCUAUUUUAUUAAUUUCUUAAUUUACAUUUCAAAUGUAAAUUUGAACCCUUUCCUGGCUUCCCCUCCAAAAAUAGCCAGAAGCUGGAAAGAACCCAGAUAUCCCUAAACAGAGGAAUGGAUAUAGAAAAUGUGGUAUAUUUACACAAUGGAAUACUACUCAGCUAUUAAAAACAAUGAAUUCAUGAAAUUCUUAGGCAUAUUUGCUAUUUUAAAGAUAGACAAGGAGUCCACUGGACUUAGUGAGGCAUCAGGAAUUGACAUGUGAAAGCAGAUGCAACAGGGAACAAGAUUCUGUUCUUAAGGGGUCAGGUAAGAUCCUUUGGCUGUGGCUUUAAUGCAGAAGCUGUUACGGAGAUUUUGAGAGGAAUAUUUAAGUGAUUUAAGAGUCUACUCUGACUGGUUAAAGAGUAAGCCAUCUUUAGUUAAAAAGGGAAAACCCAGGAAGACCAGAUAUUUAACUAUUGCAAUAAUUUAGAGAAGUAAUGAAGGUAUAGGCUACUGUGAUAUUGAUGGAAAAGUGACAAAUGAUUAGGUUUUGGAGCAAAUUUGAAAGUACAGAGAUGUAGUAUAUAAGACAGUGUAGUCAGUAACACUCUAACAUUUUUUUUUCCUUUUGUGUGAGGAGCUGAAAAAUUAUUCCUCCUAAGUAAAGUGUUCAUGAUAGUGAAAGUAUGAAAUUUGGGUAGCUGAGAGGAUCCGUUUACCUUUGAAAUGCCCAUUAACUGCACAAGAAGAGGUGUGGGUCUUUGGGUUUCAGGCUAGAAAAAUGUUCAAAUGAAAAAGAAAAGUACAUUUCUAGAUCUUUUGUUAAGGUUAUUUGCAGAUGCAUAGACAAUGCCUAUAGCUAUCUGAGGAACAUUCCCCUAAAACUUUUAAAAUAAAUUAAUCAAAAUUAAUAUCCUGUGGUAGAGUAACUGAGUAUUUGUAAUAUGAAUAUGACAUCUCAAGUGAAUAAGCCUUUUUUUUUUUUAAUGGUAAAUGUCACUCUGUCAGCACUAAGUUGUUUUUAGCAAAACCCAGAAGCAUGAAUGAAGAGAGUAAAUAUUCUGAGGUUUCAUAAACCCCGAGAACAAAGACGUGACUUCUUGGAAGAUUAAGAACCUUUGUUUUAGCACCUAGUCCAAGAAACACUGGUUCUUUAGAAAAGGCUUUCUUUCUAACGUUUACAGAAGCACUUUGGACUACUUAAAAAGAUAAUUUGUAUUGAUGUUGUGGAGAUUUUAAAAAUAAGUCUAGAUGUUAUGUCCAAGAUAUUAAAUUGCGAAGCUUGAAAUUUUUGCUAGGUAGUAAGCUAGGUUUUCAGCCACAAAAGCACAAACCAAAGUAUUUUAAGUAAGCUUUUUCAAAAUAGUCUUCUAGUAGCACUUCCCGCCCCCCCCCCUAGAAAAAUAACCUUGGACUUUUUGGUUAUCUGUUUUCAUAACUUUUAACCCUGUAAUUUAGCAAAGAGCAACUUUAGGAGAAAGCUCAGUUGUGUCAUAGUUUUGAAUUAUUAUGGCUGGCUGCCAUUUCCCCCCCACAGAGCCUCUUGUGCUAUUUUACUGUUGUGAGAGAUGUCUGUAAAUUGUUGGUGGUGAAUGAGGGAGUCAGGGCACCAUUGUCAGGGUUGUUCUUAAUUCACCUUGUAUCCAGAUCAAGUAACAGCAUCUGUAUCAAUAUAUCUGUUAUCUAUUAAUAAAGCCUAAUUUAAAUACAAAUACUCAUUUCAUUGUCCUUCCCCCUCAACUCCCCUGCCUCAGCACUUCAGUGAAUCAUCUUGCAUGCUCCCUGAAGUACGCUGCUCAGAUUUGGAGACCUAUAACACUGUACUGGUUACUUCCUUGUCAAUGUGACAAAAUAUCUGACAUGAAAUAAAAAGGAAUUAUUUGAGUUCACCGUUUCAGAGGGCUCAUUCCAUGAUGCUUGUCUCAUGUGCCCGAAGGAGCAAUUAGUGGAACCCAUUCUUCAUGUCUAGGGGACAAGAUGCACAGCAGAGGCCAGGACACUGGACUUGCUUUCCCUUUUCCUCCUGUUAUCUUGUACUCCAUGCUCCCAGCUAGUGGGCUUGGUUCCACCCACAUUCAGGGUGGCUCUUCCUCUUCAGUAGUCCUUGCUGGGACUGCUCUUUAAUUCUCAAGUUUACUAUUCUUAGUAAAGUUGGCAAUGAAGAGUAACUAUCGGGACUGGAGAGAUGGCUCAGUGGUUGAGAGCACUGACUGCUCUUCCGAAGGUCCUGAGUUCAAAUCCUAGCAAUCACAUGGUGGCUCACAACCAUCCGUAAUGAGGUCUGAUGCUCUCUUCUGGUGUGUCUGAAGACCGCUACAGUGUGCUUACAUGUAAUAAUAAAUCUUAAAAAAGAAAAGUAACUAUCACCAACCACUAGAUAAAAAAAAAAAUCUUUGUUGGAAACAUUAACUUGUAGUGAUAGGGUGGCUGUUUGGUAGGUAGUUAACAUUCCUUUUCUUUGGGUUUGUCCUAAACUUUGACUACUCUUUUUCACUAUGGUGAUGUGAACACCAUGUCACAUGUCACUGCUACAAUGACAUCCUUGUAUUCACACAUAUCUAUGUAUGAAGUAUGCACAGCUGUAUAUAUGAGUAUAUCAUGGAGAAAUGCCUGAAAGAUAAAUACACCACUGGGUCAGAGGCAGUUUUUUUUUUUUUAAAAAAUGUUUUACUUUGAAUCACAGCUGUGUUGGCUAAAGCCUAUAAUCUCAGAACUCAAGAGGCUGAGGUGAAAGGAUCACCAGGAAAUUAUGGUUUGCUUUGGCUAUGGUAUAUGAUAUAUGACACUGUCUUAAAAUAAGGAGGGGGAAAAGGCAAUUUAUAUAUGUAGAUAAAUAUCCAUGUAGCUUCUAAUUUUCUAUGCCACACAGUAUCCCUUUGAGUACGGAGAUUACAAAUGUUCACCACACCUUUUUGUUUACUUUUUUGUAUGUGCCCUCGUUUUGAGAGUGUGUAGUUCCUUUAUCUUUUCGUCAUGAGUGGAUUUAUGUAAGUAUCAUCCCAGUUGGGACAUAGAAAUACUAAACCAGCACAGAAGUUCUUUGUGUGAUCUCUACUACUAGCCCCUCCAUCCUAACUCUGGCAGUCAGCUAACCUAUUUGACUUCUUCAUAGUUUUGUCAUUUUGAAACUUACAAAACAGUAUGCAUCAGUUAGAUUCUAUGUCUGUUAGAUGAGUUCUUUUCAUAAUCUGGAAACUCACCAAUUUCGUAUCAAUAUUUUUCUUUAAUUUUUGAGUAACUGUUCAUGGUAUGAAUGUGCCACAGUCUGUUCAAAUACCUACUGAGUUGAGUAUGAGAAGUAUGAGUUGUUUCUAUUUGGGGGCAAUAAAGCUCAUAAAGCAAU
Molecule: messenger RNA, 13401 nt
Organism: Apodemus sylvaticus (European woodmouse)
Lineage: Eukaryota; Metazoa; Chordata; Mammalia; Rodentia; Muridae
Gene: Cdc73
Product: cell division cycle 73
Exons: 17
Coding region: 203-1798 (531 amino acids)
Biological process (GO): transcription elongation by RNA polymerase II; positive regulation of transcription elongation by RNA polymerase II
Cellular component (GO): Cdc73/Paf1 complex
Molecular function (GO): RNA polymerase II complex binding
Source: RefSeq, a predicted model, not a curated record